AUGGCGUUCACAUUGUCCACAACAAAGACCUUCACCAACAUAAACUGCUCAAGCAAACCUUCAAACAUAACCCCCUUUAAGCCCCUCAAGCUCCCUCUUUUCUGGCCAUGGCAAAAGGUCAAAAUGGGUCCUCUGAGUGUUUCUCCGAUGGGUUUUGGGACAUGGGCUUGGGGCAACCAGCUUCUUUGGGGUUACCAGACUUCCAUGGACGAUCAGCUUCAACAAGCUUUCGAAUUGGCUUUACAAAAGGGAAUCAAUUUGUUUGAUACUGCAGAUUCUUAUGGCACUGGCAGGCUUAAUGGCCAAAGCGAGAGACUUUUGGGGAAAUUCAUCGAAGAAUCUCAAGCCAUAAAAGGGAAACAAAACGAAGUGGUGAUAGCUACAAAGUUUGCAGCUUAUCCAUGGAGGUUAACUUCAGGACAGUUUGUGAAUGCUUGCAGAGCUUCUUUAGACCGGCUUCAGAUAGACCAGCUCGGGAUCGGACAGCUUCAUUGGUCAACCGCAAACUACGCACCUCUACAAGAGCUUGUUCUUUGGGAUGGUCUUGUGGCAAUGUACGAGAAGGGGCUAGUUCGAGCUGUUGGAGUAAGUAACUAUGGACCUCAACAGCUUGUGAAAAUUCAUGAUUACCUCAAAACCAGAGGGGUUCCUUUAUGCUCUGCUCAGGUGCAAUUCUCAUUGCUAAGCAUGGGGAAAGAGCAACAAGAGAUCAAGAGCGUGUGCGACGAGCUCGGGAUUCGUUUGAUCUCUUAUAGUCCUCUUGGUCUAGGAAUGCUGACCGGGAAAUAUUCCUCUUCAAAGCUUCCCACUGGUCCUCGAUCAUUACUGUUUCGACAAAUCCUUCCUGGAUUAGAGCCUCUGCUUGUAGCACUAAGAGAGAUUGCGAAAAAACGAGGAAAAACUAUGCCUCAGGUUGCAAUAAACUGGUGUAUAUGCAAAGGGACAGUACCGAUACCGGGAAUAAAGUCGGUGAGACAUGUUGAGGAUAACUUGGGCGCAUUGGGAUGGAGACUUACAAAUGAUGAGCAGCUUCAGUUAGAAUAUGCAGCUGAGGAAUCACCAAGGUCGAUGAUUCAGAACAUUUUUCAAACAAGAUGA
This is a messenger RNA of Thlaspi arvense, 1098 nucleotides long. The record is from the annotation of a GenBank genome assembly. NCBI's taxonomy places the organism in Eukaryota, Viridiplantae, Streptophyta, Magnoliopsida, Brassicales, Brassicaceae.